UAACAUUUUACUGCACAGGUGGCACAGUAUUAAAAGUUAGUUUGGAUUAUGUUUUCACAACUAUUACAUUUUUUCUAACAUGGCUUCAUAUUAUAUAGGCCAAUGCAUUAUUUUUAUUCUCUUCACUUUGGCAAUCUGCAGUUCCAGGUAUCUGUAAUCGGUAACACACAGCUGCACUGCUUGGAAGGGGCUGUUACAGCUUAGUUCAGCCAGGUUUUUCAAUAGCUGUGUGUAGCUCUCACGUAUUUGCAUUACAUGUAUAAUUUCCAUCAUCUGUGCAACUUCGGAACAGACGCGCCGAGACCCGUCUGGUGGUGGUGCAUCGCGCCGGGGACCUGCGCUGAGGUGCUGCUGAGGAUGCAUUCAGUCGGGAUCUGUGGAUCUGAUGUCCACUACUGGCAGCAUGGUAGAAUUGGGGACUUUAUUGUAAAGAAACCCAUGGUGCUAGGGCAUGAGGCAUCCGGAACUGUCAUCAAAGUGGGGUCAUCAGUAACCCAUCUGAAGCCAGGCGAUCGAGUGGCCAUUGAGCCUGGUGCUCCACGAGACAUCGAUGAAUUCUGCAAAAUCGGACGCUACAACCUGUCUCCAACUAUCUUCUUCUGUGCGACACCUCCCGAUGAUGGAAACCUGUGCCGAUAUUAUGCACACAGUGCCAGCUUUUGCUACAAGCUUCCAGAUAACAUCACCUUUGAAGAAGGGGCCCUCAUUGAACCACUCUCUGUGGGAAUCCAUGCCUGCCGAAGAGGCGGAGUCACUCUGGGAUCCAAAGUCUUAAUCUGUGGGGCUGGACCCAUUGGGCUAGUCUGCUUGCUCAUCGCCAAGACGAUGGGUGCUGCCCAGGUAGUAAUCACUGAUUUAUCCACCUCCCGCCUGGAAAAAGCCAAAGAGAUCGGGGCAGAUUUCACCAUUGAGAUAAAGAAAGAGACCCCAAAGGACAUGGCCUGCAUGGUGCAAGAUUUGCUUGACUGCAUGCCUGACAUAACCAUGGAGUGCUCCGGGGCAGAGGCCAGCAUCCAAACUGGCAUUUACGUGAGUUCUUCCUUCCCUUAUCCAAGAUCAGUGCCGGCAUUUACUUCUCUCUUUUCAGGCCACUCGCUCAGGUGGGACCCUGGUUCUGGUGGGGCUGGGACCGGAGAUGGUCCAUGUCCCCAUCGCGAAUGCUGCUGUGCGGGAGGUGGAUAUCAAGGGGAUAUUUCGCUACUGCAAUACGUGGCCCAUGGCGAUUGCUAUGCUUGCAUCCAAGAAAGUGGACGUCAAGCCUUUGGUUACACACCGCUUCCCUUUGGAAAAAGCGCUAGAGGCCUUUGAGACAGUCAAGAAGGGCUUGGGAGUGAAAGUUAUGCUGAAGUGUGACCCCAGUGACCAGAAUCCCUGAAGCAUGGCACUGCACUCCUCCCCUAUUAUACUGCCUGGCUUAAAGAUGAAGAAUGAGCUCUCUAGAGAGAUGGGAACUGUAAUAAUAAGUUUAUAAGUCGCAUAUAGUGUUUGAGGAAUAAAGUUAUGGUCACCUGUUGUGCAGACAGUGCA
Molecule: messenger RNA, 1527 nt
Organism: Chelonoidis abingdonii (Abingdon island giant tortoise)
Lineage: Eukaryota; Metazoa; Chordata; Testudines; Testudinidae
Source: RefSeq, a predicted model, not a curated record